Messenger RNA from Setaria italica (foxtail millet), 3512 nucleotides. RefSeq names its product leucine-rich repeat receptor-like protein kinase TDR. The record is from RefSeq and is a predicted model, not a curated record. The transcript has 2 exons. Gene Ontology annotation, molecular function: ATP binding; protein kinase activity; receptor serine/threonine kinase binding. NCBI's taxonomy places the organism in Eukaryota, Viridiplantae, Streptophyta, Magnoliopsida, Poales, Poaceae. The coding region runs from base 261 to 3338 and encodes 1025 amino acids. Gene Ontology annotation, biological process: protein phosphorylation.
GGCAGAGCCCGGCCCGACCAGACCACCGCCAUCAUCACCGCCUCCACCACCACCAUCCUCCCCUUCCUCUCCCUCCCCUCUCUUCCGCAGCCCACUCCUCAUGUCGUCCACCACCACCACCACCUCCUCUUCCUCCUCCGCCUCCAUCACCAAGCCACUCAUCAUGACCUUCACCAGUGCGCCACCACCUUUCCCGCCUCAUUUUACCACCCCCUCCUCCUCACACCGCCACCGGCACCACCAUCUCCCACUCCUCCGCCAUGGCCGCCACCGGCACCUCCUCACCGUCGCAGCUCCCGCUCCACGGCGGGCUCCUGCUCCUCCUACCUCUUCUGACCAUCACGACCGCCGCGUCGUCGGCGCCGCUGCCCCUCCUCGCGCUGCUAUCCCUGAAAUCCUCGCUGCGCGACCCGGCCGGCACGCUCCGCCCGUGGACGUACGCCUCCGCGGCGUCCGCGGGGGCCACGCGGUCGCUGGCGCCUCCCUGGUGCACGUGGCCGGGCGUGUCCUGCGACGCCGCCACGGGGGACAUCGUCGGGAUCGACCUCUCCCGGCGUAACCUCUCCGGCACCGUCCCGGCCACGGCGGCAAGGCUGCUGGCGCCGACGCUGACAUCCCUCAACCUCAGCGCGAACGCCUUCUCCGGGGAGUUGCCCACGGCUCUCUUCCAGCUACGGCGGCUCGAGGAGCUCGACGUCAGCCACAACUUCUUCAACGGCACGUUCCCCGACGGCAUCGCGGAGCUCGCCGCGCUCACGGUGCUCGAAGCCUUCAGCAACUGCUUCGUCGGCGCGCUCCCCCGCGGCCUCGGCGUGCUCCGGCGGCUCGAGCGGCUCAACCUCGGCGGCAGCUACUUCAAUGGUAGCAUCCCUAGCGAGAUCGGCCAGCUCCGGCGCCUGCGGUUCCUGCACCUCGCCGGGAACGCGCUCACGGGGCGGCUGCCGGCGGAGCUCGGCGAGCUCGGGUCGCUCGAGCACCUGGAGAUUGGGUACAACGCCUACGACGGUGGCAUCCCGGCGGCGCUCGGCAACCUGACGCAGCUCCUGUAUCUCGACAUCGCCGUGGCCAACGUCGCCGGCCCGCUGCCGCCGGAGCUCGGCGAGCUCGCGCGGCUGGAAUCGCUGUUCCUGUUCAAGAACCGACUCGCCGGCGCGAUCCCGCCGCGGUGGUCUCGCCUCCGCGCGCUGCAGGUCCUCGACCUCUCCGACAACAUGCUCGUCGGCGCCAUUCCCGGUGGGCUCGGCGAGCUUGCCAACCUCACCACGCUGAACCUCAUGAGCAACUCCCUCUCCGGUGAGAUCCCGGCGGCGAUCGGCGAGCUGCCGAGCCUCGAGGUGCUGCAGCUCUGGAACAACUCGCUCACCGGCCGGCUGCCGGCAUCGCUCGGAGCGAGCGGGCGGCUCGUCCGCGUCGACAUGUCGACCAACUCCCUCUCCGGCCCGAUCCCUGCCGGGAUGUGCUCCGGCAACCGUCUCGCUCGCCUCAUCCUCUUCGGCAACCGUUUCGACUCGGCGAUCCCGGCGAGCCUCGCCGGCUGCUCGUCGCUUUGGCGAGUCCGGCUCGAGUCGAACCGCCUCUCCGGCGUGAUUCCGAUGGGCUUCGGUGCCAUCCGCAACCUGACGUACCUGGACCUGAGCUCCAACUCGCUCACCGGCGGCGUUCCAGCUGAUCUCGUGGCUUCGCCGAGCCUCGAGUACCUGAACAUCUCCGGCAACCCGGUCGGCGGCGCGCUCCCGAACGUGUCGUGGCAGGCGCCGAAGCUGCAAGUCUUCGCAGCGAGCAAGUGCGCGCUGGACGGUGAGGUCCCUGCGUUCGGCGCCGCCGGGUGUUCAAACCUGUACAGGCUGGAGUUGGCCGGGAAUAAUCUCACAGGCGCGAUCCCCAAUGAUAUUGGCGUCUGCAAGCGGCUGGUGAGCUUGAGGCUGCAGCACAACCAGCUCGCCGGCGAGAUCCCUGCGGCGCUCGCCGCCCUGCCGUCUAUCACCGAGGUCGACCUGUCCUGGAACGCGCUCACCGGCGCCGUCCCGCCGGGGUUCGCCAACUGCACCACGUUGGAGACCUUCGACGUGUCCUUCAACCAUCUAGCGCCAGCCGACUCGACGUCGGCGUCACCCGGCAACGGCGACGGCGAGGGCAGUUCCGCCCGGCACACCGCGGCGAUGUGGGUUUCCGCCGCGGCGGUGGCGCUCGCCGGGAUGGCGGUGCUCGCCUUCACCGCUCGCUGGCUCCAGUGGCGGGACGGCGCCGCCGCCGCGACGGACGGCGGUGGCGCGGGCGGUGCAGCGCGGCCCAACGUCGUCGUCGGGCCGUGGCGGAUGACGGCGUUCCAGAAGCUCGGCUUCACCGCCGACGACGUGGUGCGGUGCGUCGAGGGGAGCGAGGGCAUCGUCGGCGCCGGGUCGUCGGGGACGGUGUACCGGGCAAAGAUGCCUGAUGGCGAGGUCAUCGCGGUGAAGAAGCUGUGGCAACCAGCGGCGCAAAAGGAGGUGGCAGCUCCAGAGCCGAAGCGGAACGACACCGACGGCGAGGACAAGAGGAUGCUCGCCGAGGUGGAGGUGCUGGGCCACCUCCGGCACCGGAACAUCGUCCGGCUUCUUGGGUGGUGCACCAACGGCGAGGCGACGCUGCUGCUGUACGAGUACAUGCCCAACGGCAGCCUCGACGACCUCCUCCACGGCGCCGGCGCCGCAGCCGCGGGGAGGGCGCCAGCCAAGACUAAGGCGGCGGCGCGUCUAGGAUGGGACGCGCGGCACAGGAUCGCCGUCGGCGUGGCGCAGGGCGUGAGCUACCUCCACCACGACUGCCGGCCGGCCGUCGCGCACCGCGACCUCAAGCCCAGCAACAUCCUCCUCGACGCCGACAUGGAGCCACGCGUCGCCGACUUCGGCGUCGCCAAGGCCCUCCGCGGCGCCGGCGCGCCAAUGUCCGCCGUCGCCGGCUCCUGCGGCUACAUCGCCCCAGAGUACACGUACACUCUGCGAGUGGACGAGAAGAGCGACGUGUACAGUUUCGGGGUGGUGCUGCUCGAGAUCCUGACGGGGCGGCGGCCGGUGGAGGCGGAGUACGGCGAGGGGAGCAACAUCGUGGACUGGGUGAGGCGGAAGGUCGCCGGCGGCGGCGGCGGGGCGCGCGAGGUGGUGGACGCGGCGGCGUGGGCGGCGGACCAGGGCGGCGAGGCGCGGGAGGAGAUGGCGCUGGCGCUGCGGGUGGCGAUGCUGUGCACGAGCCGGAGCCCGCAGGAGCGGCCGUCGAUGAGGGACGUCGUGUCCAUGCUGCAGGAGGCCAGGCGGGGGCGGAAGCUCGUGGCCAAGAAGACAGCGCAACCAAAGAUGAAUUAGCUAGCGGCGAAGACGUGUGUAUUGUUACUCACUAAACUACGUAUGUACUUUGUCAUGUAAAAUGUCUCCCACUGCAUGAUGACUAACCUUUUAAGUCAGAUAAGCAUAGCGUGUGUCUAGGUAGAUUGUAUGUGUAUCUACGUAUUUUGAAAAAAAAGCAACUUGAAAACAAUA